Messenger RNA from Dreissena polymorpha, 2093 nucleotides. RefSeq names its product valacyclovir hydrolase-like. The record is from RefSeq and is a predicted model, not a curated record. Lineage: Eukaryota; Metazoa; Mollusca; Bivalvia; Myida; Dreissenidae. The transcript is spliced from 8 exons. Bases 81 to 1004 code for a protein of 307 amino acids.
ACCUGGUAUCGCUGACAGAUAGGGUCAAGGCCGCGCAAUUCUAAAACACAACAAGGUGAGCGGCCGGGCUAGCUGUAAAAAUGCUGCAGAAAUCCGCUAGUGUCUUCAUUCGGGGAGCUGUCCGGUGUUUCCACACAAGCUGUUUGAACAUGGGCGCCAAAGAAUACCGCGACCCGAGAUUUUUCACCUUGUAUCAACAUGCCAAGUCAAGACUUCUUGAUGAUCAGAGGAAAAGCGGCGUAUUGUCACAUAAGAUGGAGGUGAAGGGAGUUAGGCUCCACUUUGAAAUGACUGGGGAUGGAGAUCAUUAUGUUUUAAUGAUACCAGGAGCUCUUGGAUCCACAAGAACUGACUAUACUCACCAGAUGCGGACGUUCAACAAGCAUGACUUCACACUGGUAGCGGUGGAUCCCCGUGGUUACGGGCAGAGUAUUCCCCCUGUGCGUGAUUGGCCUCUGGAGUUCCUACAGAGGGAUGCUGAUGAUGUUAUGGAAUUAAUCAGGAAACUGGGUAUAGAGAAGGUGUCCAUACUCGGCUGGAGUGAUGGUGGGGUUGUGGGCAUGAUUGCUGCGGCCCAGCAUCCCGACAUUAUCCACAAGCUGGUAAUAUGGGGAGCCAACGCCUACAUCACAAAGAAAGACAUGGAGGUCUUUCAUGGAAUCAAAGAUAUCAAAAACUGGAGCGAGAGAAUGAGGUCCCCAUUUUUGUCCCUCUAUGGAGAGAAAUACUUCAGGGCGCAGUGGAGCAACUGGGUAGACGCUUACCAGAACUACUUCGACAAACGUAAUGGUGAUAUUUGCAUCGCUGAGGUGGAGAAAAUCAGAGCAAAGACGUUGAUUGUUCAUGGCAUGAAGGACCCACUGGUGCCUUUGGAGCACCCAGACUUCCUGCAUCAGAACAUCAAGGGAUCCAAAUUGUACAUAAUGCCGGAAGGAAAACACAAUGUUCACCAAAAGUAUCCACGGGAAUUUAACUUUUUAGUUGAACACUUCCUUAAGCAGUGAAAAUGUUAAUGGCAGGACUUAAGCCAAUAAUCAAUUCACAGUUUGUAUUUUAUGCAUUUCACACAUCGAUGCAUCUCAGCUAUAAAUGACUGUAUGAUUUUAUGUCCAAGGUGUAUAUUGAAUGCAAACACUCAGGAGAUCAUAUAUGCUAGACUUUCUGGAAAAAUAUGUAAUUGCUUGAAGCAAAAUGCUUGGACCUAUUAAUGUAAUUGUUGACCUGUUGCAUGGAAAUUUCUAAGGUAAACCAUAAGACAGAAUAUCAAAUAGUUACAGUGGUAUCUCAAUACACAGACAACAUUUUUAUAUUGUCUUUAGUAUAAAUGCUUAUUUCUGCAACAAUGGGAAGUAAACUGGUUGGUUUUGGUGUAAAUUUGGUCAUUAUGAAUUUCAUUAAUGUGGAUAGCAUUUAAUUUAACUUUUUGUACUACCACACCGUCUUUUAGUACAGUUAAGUCUUUAUAAAGGUGUUUAUAAAUAUGACGAUAAUAACUUAUAAAUUUGGUUAAGGUAUACUUUUUUUGUCAUUAAAAUUUGUACCGGUAUUUGAAUUGAGUUGGUGUUUAACUUAUUUAAUGAUUAUUAUAUUGAUGACAAAUUCCAUCAAAUAAAAAUGCUUAAAUAUUUUCAAUACUUUGAAAUAAUAAAUAUAUACAUAUAACACGUUUAAUGAAAAUGUUCUGGAGCACAUUCUAAGUCAACCUUUUUAGCUUAUUGUAAACACUAUGUGUAGGAUACAUGUGUUUUCAAAAUUAUCCAUGAAUUAAUUAAUAUAUAAUGUUAAUGUGUACCUUUUUCUUAGUCUAUUUAAAAAUACAUUUAAAAUAUUUAAUAUAAUAUUUAAAAAUACACUUUUUUAGCCGAUCUGAGAUGUCCCUUUAAACGUAUAAAACUGUUAACAGAACAGAACUUUCCAUAUUUUGUUUGGUGCAUGUAUAUACUGUGCAUGGAUUUGAAGAGGUUUAUUUAUAUAAUACCAGAAAAAUAUAACAUAUGAUGUCGGCUUGUAUUUUGGUAUAUUGUGCCAUUGUUUUUUAAAGAACAUGUACAGUUUUGACCUUAUGGAUUCAAUAAAUAUUAUAGAAAAAUGCA